Cutaneotrichosporon oleaginosum is the source of this 1060-nucleotide messenger RNA. RefSeq lists its product as uncharacterized. Lineage: Eukaryota; Fungi; Basidiomycota; Tremellomycetes; Trichosporonales; Trichosporonaceae. The record is from RefSeq and is a predicted model, not a curated record.
UGAUCGGCAGCCACGCCACCCAACGUCUCCCUGUCCAAGCGAGUGGACCGAGCAUGGACUGAUGCCACAUGUCGGUGUCGUGUCCAGUUCUCAUGUCAGUGACGAGGAGCUCCGUCCGUGCGGGCCACCGGCAUCCGGCAUGCAUGACCGGCACGUCGCCGUGUCGCAGGCAUGCACUAGCCAAGUGAGACAGGAGCAGUGAGACGUCUCCCCCAAACUUCGCGUCUGUCUAUUCUCGUCUCUUUAGCGCUUGGCGUCUUUUUGCCCGCAUUAGCGGACUACCACGUAAACCGCAGACCGCGGUAACGUACAUCCGUAGUUUGGAACACGAGGGAUCGCGAGGGAGAAGAUGCCGACCACACACUGCCGAUCUUAGCAUUCCACCGCCGGGUCCGAAGAUAAGCGUAGCAUACGUACUCACGAGGCGUUGUAUGCCCGCGUUGAUCGCGAUGUCUUAUCACCUCCAGAUGUCCCUCCUCCGCAUUCCAGUACCCCAGUGCCCCGUACGCCUGCCCGUAUCACCCCGCACGCCGGUAGCACACGUCACCUCCACUGACGGACUGCGGCUGAUUGUUAGCCCCACAUACGACAGCUACCUGAACCAAAGGAGCGAAACAGCGAUAGGCACCCCGCGCGGCCAAGGGCCACCGGAUGUCAAACCCCCGGCCUGCAUGUUGUCGUAUCACCUGCCAUCUCCAUCUUCGCCGAGAGAAGUCCAGACCCGCCCGACCGUCGUCGGCCCCCCUUACGGCCCCCUACGCCUCGCAGGGCCAGCGCAGAAGCCGCACGACCCCGCUCCUCACCACCGUCCUCGUGGUGUAGUGGUUAUCAUACUCUCUUAGGGACUGCUAUGGGAGUGGCCCCGCGUUCGAAUCGCGGCGAGGACCCACGGGCUUCAAUGUCCGAGCUGGAUGCCUUUUGGGUGCGGUUUUGUUGCAGACAGGAGAUAAGAUGGUCUGCCAGCUGCCAGACCUUUGAGACACCGUCGGCGCAAGCGAUAGUGGUAAAGGUGCGCCGUGCCCCAACGUUUGUGAUGAAUGUACAAUUUGACGACUGAAUA